Mesocricetus auratus (golden hamster) is the source of this 4540-nucleotide messenger RNA. It is a transcript of the gene Pigo, whose product is annotated as phosphatidylinositol glycan anchor biosynthesis class O. The transcript is spliced from 11 exons. Bases 633 to 3905 code for a protein of 1090 amino acids. The record is from RefSeq and is a predicted model, not a curated record. NCBI's taxonomy places the organism in Eukaryota, Metazoa, Chordata, Mammalia, Rodentia, Cricetidae. Gene Ontology annotation, cellular component: endoplasmic reticulum membrane. Gene Ontology annotation, molecular function: mannose-ethanolamine phosphotransferase activity. Gene Ontology annotation, biological process: GPI anchor biosynthetic process.
CACUUCCGGGCGCGGAUCCAGGUGAGCCAAGGUCUCCCGAGAACCCUCUACUGCCGUCACCCCUAGUACAGGUGCCUCAGCUUGCUGCCGGGCUGCCCCGCACCGGAAUGCGCGUGCCCACGUGUUGGCCGGGUCCCCACCGGAGGAGACAGAGCCGCCCGGACUGCUGGACCCCAGCUUAGGUCCACAGGCUCUGUACUGUACCGGGGUUCCCGGGGACGCCGUUCCGAGUUUUCUGUAGAUCCUGGCCGCCCGGAAGCGGAGCGUGACUCCUCCCCCUCGUCUCCUCGGUCCCCGCCAGGCGGCGCCGUUCACUCAAUCCGGUGUCUGUUACCACCCUAGGAAUGUUGAGUUAGUUAGUCCGCAGGGAUUAUUCAUUGAAAUGAACUGACAGAGAACCAUCCACCUACCAACUGGAAUAGUCUUCCUUCUAGACUGUGGUUUGACAGCAUUAAGUCUCCUGGUUGUAUAUGCACAGGAUUCUGUGCUCACGCCAAGAGCCUGAAUCAGUAGGUGUAGCGUCGGCUCCAGGUUGAGAUCAGUCUCAGCAUCUCCCCCUCAGAUGGUGUGACUGGUAGAAACGGCUGGAAUGAGUUGGCUAUGAGUUGUUCACAUCCUGAAGUUUAUAGCAGAUGCAGAAGGUCCCCGUGCUCCUCUUCUUAGCCUGGGUCUGUUUUCUUUUUUAUGCUGGCAUUGCACUCUUCACCAGUGGCUUCCUUCUCACCCGUUUGGAGCUCACCAACCAAAGCAGCUGCCAAGAGCCCCCAGGCCCUGGUUCCCCGCCAUGGGGGAGCCAAGGAAAGCCUGGGGCCUGCUGGAUGCCUUCCCGGUUCUCCAGGGUUGUGUUGGUGCUGAUAGAUGCUCUGCGAUUUGACUUUGCCCAGCCCCAGCGCUCAUAUGUACCUGGGGAACCUGCUGUCUCCGUGCCUUUUCUGGGAAAAUUGGGCUCCUUGCAGAGGAUCCUAGAGACUCAACCCCACCAUGCCCGGCUAUACCAAUCUCAGGUGGAUCCCCCCACGACCACCAUGCAGCGUCUCAAGGCUCUCACCACCGGCUCACUGCCUACUUUUGUUGAUGCUGGCAGUAACUUUGCCAGCCAUGCUAUAGUGGAAGAUAAUCUCAUUAAGCAGCUCACCAGUGCAGGAAGGCGUAUAGUUUUCAUGGGAGAUGACACCUGGAAAGACCUUUUCCCUGGAGCUUUUUCCCAAGCUUUCUUCUUCUCAUCCUUCAACGUGAGAGACCUGCACACGGUGGAUAAUGGCAUCCUAGAACACCUCUAUCCUACCAUGGACAGCGGCGAAUGGGAUGUGCUGAUUGCUCACUUCCUGGGCGUGGAUCAUUGUGGUCACAAGCAUGGCCCUCACCACCCUGAAAUGGCCAAGAAACUUAGCCAGAUGGACCAGGUGAUCCAGGGACUCAUCGAACGUCUGGAGAAUGACACGCUGCUGGUGGUAGCUGGUGACCACGGGAUGACUAUGAAUGGGGACCAUGGAGGGGACAGUGAGCUGGAGGUCUCGGCUGCACUGUUCCUGUACAGCCCCACAGCCCUCUUCCCUACUGCCCCACCAGAGGAGCCAGAGGUUAUCCCUCAAGUCAGCCUUGUGCCCACACUGGCGCUGCUGCUAGGCCUGCCCAUCCCAUUUGGGAACAUUGGGGAAGUGAUGACUGAGCUGUUCUCAGGUGGCCAUGGCUCCCAUCCUCAGGCCUCUGCUCUAGCCCAAGUCUCAGCUCUCCAUAUCAAUGCCCAGCAGGUGUCCCGAUUUCUUCAUGCUUACUCAGCUGCUACUCAGGAUCUCCAGGUUAAAGAGCUCCAUCAGCUGCAGAAACUCUUCUCCAAGGCCUCUGCUAGCUACCAACAGCUUCUGCAGAAUCCCCAAGAGGCUGGGGCCUCCCUAAGGACGUUGACUGCUGAGUUGCAGCAGUUCCUGCGGGGAGCUCGGGCCAUAUGCCUCGAGUCUUGGGCCCGUUUCUCUCUGGUCCGAAUGGCAGGGGGUGCUGCUCUCCUGGCUGCCGCCUGCUUCCUCUGCCUGCUUGCAUCUCAGCUGGCAGUGUCCCCAGGCUUUCCCUUCCGCCCAUUACUCCUGACACCUGUAGCCUGGGGCCUAACUUGGGCCAUGCUCUAUGCUGGACUCUCGGUAACUACAGGAUCCAAAGUGGAUUCCGUGGUUCUGGGGGCUGUAGCUGCAGCAGGCUCACUCCCCCCUUUCCUGUGGAAAGUUUGGGCUAACUGGGGAUCCACCAGGCCCCUGGUGCCCCUACUUCCUGCCCCUCUACCUGUCCUGUUACUCCUGCUCACUCGCCUGGCCACCUUCUUCUCUGAUAGCUUUGUUGUUGCUGAGGCCAGGGCCACUCCCUUCCUUUUGUGCUCUCUCAUCCUAUUCCUGGUUGCCCAUCUUCACUGGGAGGACCAGCUGCUGCAGCCUAAACUGCUUACCGUACCCCGCCUUGGCUCGUCUGCACCAACAGGCCCCCCGAGGCACAGUGGCACAUACGCCCUGAGGCUUGGAAUUGGGUUGCUUUUAUGCACAAGGCUCUCUGGGCUUUUUCAUCGCUGCCCUGAAGAGACACCUGCUUGCCACUCCUCUCCCUGGCUGAGCCCUUUGGCAUCUAUGGUGGGCGGUCAAGCCAAGAAUCUGUGGUACGGAGCUUGUGUGGGGGCACUGGUGGCUCUGUUAGUUGUUGUGCGCCUAUGGCUUCGCCGCUAUGGUAAUCUCAAGAGUCCUGAGCCCCCCGUGCUCUUCGUGCGCUGGGGGUUGCCUCUCAUGGUGUUAGGCACGGCUGCCUACUGGGCAUUGGCAUCUGGGGCAGAUGAGGCACCACCACGUCUCCGGGCCCUGGUUGCUGGGGCCUCAGUUAUGCUGCCUCGGGCUGUGAUGGGGCUAGCUGCCUCGGGGCUCAUGCUGCUGCUGUGGAGGCCUGUGACAGUGCUGGUGAAGGCCGGGGCUGGGGCUUCAAGGACCAGGACUAUCCUCACUCCCUUCUCAGGUCCCCCUACUUCUCAGGCUGACCUAGAUUAUGUGGUCCCACAAAUCUACCGCCACAUGCAGGAAGAGUUCCAGGGCCGGCUAGAGAGGACCAGAACACAGGGUCCUGUUACUGUGGCUGCAUAUCAGCUGGGAAGUGUCUACUCGGCUGCUAUGGUUACAGCCCUCAUCCUCUUGGCUUUCCCACUUCUGCUGUUGCAUGUAGAGCGUGUCAGCCUUGUGUUCCUGCUCCUGUUUCUGCAGAGCUUCCUUCUCCUGCAUCUGCUUGCUGCCGGGACAUCAGUCACCACCACAGGUCCCUUUGUUGUGCUGUGGCAGGCAGUCUCAGCUUGGGCCCUUUUGGCCAACCAGACCUUCUACUCCACGGGCCACCAGCCUGUCUUUUCCGCCAUCCAUUGGCAUGCAGCCUUCGUGGGAUUCCCAGACGGCCAUGACUCCUCUACGUGGCUGCCUGCUCUCCUCGUGGGAGCUAACACCUUUGCCUCCCACAUCCUCUUUGCAGUAGGUUGCCCGCUGCUCCUGCUCUGGCCCUUCCUGUGCGAGAGUCAAGGGCCAAGGAAGAGGCAGCAGCUCCCAGGUUGUGAAGCUGAGGCCAGAGCCAGGCCUGAGGAGGAGCGAGAGGAGCCGCUGAUGGAAAUGCGCCUCCGGGAUGCCCCGCACCACUUCAACGCAGCCCUGUUGCAGCUGGGCCUCAAGUACCUCUUUGUCCUUGGAGUUCAGAUUCUAGCCUGUGCCUUGGCAGCUUCCAUCCUUCGAAGGCAUCUCAUGGUCUGGAAGGUGUUUGCCCCCAAGUUCAUCUUUGAAGCCAUUGGUUUCAUUGUGAGCAGUGUGGGGCUGCUCCUGGGCAUAGCUUUGGUGAUGCGAGUGGAUGGCGCUGUGAGUUCCUGGUUCAGAAGACUAGUUCUGGCCCAGCAGAGGUAGCCCAGGCUGAGCAUGUUGGCACCUGGCCAUGGAGAGAGGUGGAGAAUCAUCUGGCCAGACCUGUACUGGUGCUGGAUAUUCCGCAAGAGAGACUCAGACACACCCCUUACCACCGUGUAACCAGAAACUGCUUACACUGGGACUUCAUCAUUUUAUAAUUCAGAAUCACUGUGGAGCCUGAGCCCUAGCGCCUUAUGUGGAUGCAUCUGAUGGACUACAGGGUCGGUCACCAAAGUGGAAUAAAAUAACAAUGUAAGCGUGUGUGUCUAAGAUGGAGAGGAACUGGCCAAGUCAGUCUCUUCUCUCGCCAAGCAGGAUUAGAUGUGCCGAGAACUCUGGUGAGAAGCUGUCUGGAUUCGCUGACUUCUUCCCAAAUGUUCUAGUUAUUCCAUUUGUCCUGCCCUCCUCCUUGUUCGUUUGUUUUUGGGCAUUCUGUGCUUUAACUGAUAGCAGAGGAGACAAGCCCAGCAUCAUGAAGCACACAGACUUCUGUGUUUGAAGCCUUAAACAGCACCGUUGCUUCUUCUGGUACCCUUUCCCCUGCACAACUGUAGAAGCCUCACCUAGUUUUCAGCCAGUGCUAUCUUUACCACAUCUACUUGCCUAUUCCCAGGUUAAAGCCAAAAUGGAAUGGA